CUUUCAGUCGGAGUCGCAAUUUGAGUCUUUAAAUGUAUUUUGUGCAGAACGUCACCACGCGUGUAGCUUCAAGACUGAUCAAGCCCUUGUGUUCAAGUUAUCAGUUUCCAAGAAAACGUCUCAAGAAUGUCCCUCAUGCCCCGAGCUCCAUCCGUCAAAUGGCCACCAGACCGUUUAGAUGACGCCCACUUUGCUGAAGACAUCACCUGGGAAGAGGUCUUGGUACCGGACAGCUCAGAGCCCCAGACCGUGCCGAAGAUGCUGGACGCUACUAUGGACGACUCGCUGGCGUCCAAGGACGGCACAACAUCAACAGACAGCGGCGUUCCGCCUGAACUGGUGGUGAUGGACACGUCGGACACGGGGGAUCUCAAGGACUCCGGAAACGAAGGACCGCCGGAGAAACUGUUCAGCAGCACGCUGGAGUCUCCAACGGACCCCAGUCUUCCGCUGGGACAAGAUGGAGGAGUAUUCUUCAGCCAAAGGGCACCCGAAACCGUUGGUGGCGGGGAGAGCGACGACGACGACGACGAAUCGGACGAGGAACCUGUCGAGCAGGUCAUCGUAAAGGCGCCCAAGAGACGGACCCAAGAGAAAGGGCGGGGCCCGGGGGAUCAGUCUGUGAAGACGGUGCCGGAGGCAAAGAAGAGUAGGAGGAGCAAGGACACUGAGACUACUUCCCCUCCAAUUCCGAAGGGCGGCCAGAGCAAGUCUUCCACCCCAGCAGCGUCCCCGGGAGCGGGGGAGGAAGAAUCUCCGAAGGUAGCUGCGAGCGACCAGGACAAGUCGGCCGUGAGAAAAUUUGGGAGAGGCCAAGAGACUUCUAGAGCAGGCCUUGGUCGCGCCAAAGGCCUUGGGCCAGAAAGUCUCGGGUCUGCCAAUUUCUUUAAAAGGGGAAUUUUGUCCGGGUGA
Molecule: messenger RNA, 912 nt
Organism: Thrips palmi
Lineage: Eukaryota; Metazoa; Arthropoda; Insecta; Thysanoptera; Thripidae
Exons: 7
Coding region: 127-912 (261 amino acids)
Source: RefSeq, a predicted model, not a curated record